UAUCACGCUAUUACUCAGAUGAGUUUAUUUAACCUAGACUGUUUUAGAAGGACCUGCACACCUUUCUUACUACAUAUCCAUUUAUACCAGGUCAAUAAAUCAAGAAUCAAUAUUUCCGAAGUGGAAAUUCCUUUCAACUCCGCAAGAGACCCAACCAGCAUGUCUCCCAACUAUACACACUUAAAUGAUAAGCAUAAGGAGAUUCGGCUCUUCCACAUCAUGCCUGAUGAAGAGAGACAAAAUACACUUAAGGGAGAGCUCAGGGUUGUAUCUCUGGAUGAUAAACCUGAGUUCAUCGCGCUCUCAUGUGUUUGGGGAGAUCAGAUCCAUCGCAGAAAGAACCCAUUAUGAUUGAUAAUAAUGAGGUUUAAACCUGAAGGCCGCGCUUUGUGCUCUACGCUCUCAACGUGCCCCCAUUGCCUGGGCUAACUACAUUUGCAUCAAUCAAACUGAUGAUGAAAAGGGGAAAAGGGGGCAGAUUAUGUUGAUGUACCAAAUUUACUCCAGUGCAAUAACCGUAUUUGCUUGGAUUGGAGAGGCGACAACGCAUGUUAGGGAUGCAGUUCGACAUGCUAAAGAUUUUGCGAAAAAAGGUCGGGGCUCAAACCGAUACUUCUAUGGACCUAGUGAUGCGAAGAAGAUCUUGUGACCCGAUGAACAUGACCGCCAAUUGAGUCUAGGGAGUGCUUACAUUGGCACUUUGGAUAUCUUGAAUCGACCAUACUGGUUCAGACUAUGGACAUUUCAAGAGUGGCUGGCCAAUGGAAAAACAUACAUUCUGUGGGGUAAUUGGUCCUUCCGUGGCCUUGACCUCUUCACAAUGACUGGAAUUGUCAGUGAAUGGCAAGAAUUUGUUAGUCUCAUCAGCGAAUUUCCAACAGGUUAACAGGAACGUGAUGGUGGAGAGUCUGUUCAUG
This is a messenger RNA of Aspergillus alliaceus, 917 nucleotides long. RefSeq lists its product as uncharacterized. Bases 19 to 351 code for a protein of 110 amino acids. The transcript has a single exon. Lineage: Eukaryota; Fungi; Ascomycota; Eurotiomycetes; Eurotiales; Aspergillaceae. The record is from RefSeq and is a predicted model, not a curated record.